This is a messenger RNA of Aspergillus ochraceoroseus IBT 24754, 2605 nucleotides long. RefSeq names its product acetyl-CoA:L-glutamate N-acetyltransferase (gene arg2). The transcript has 3 exons. The record is from RefSeq and is a predicted model, not a curated record. The coding region runs from base 70 to 2241 and encodes 723 amino acids. NCBI's taxonomy places the organism in Eukaryota, Fungi, Ascomycota, Eurotiomycetes, Eurotiales, Aspergillaceae. Gene Ontology annotation, molecular function: arginine binding; L-glutamate N-acetyltransferase activity, acting on acetyl-CoA as donor. Gene Ontology annotation, cellular component: mitochondrial matrix. Gene Ontology annotation, biological process: L-arginine biosynthetic process.
UCCCAUUUUCUUCCAUUCCGCUCCCUGGUCAUUUCUGGCAUGGGUCGCAUAGCUUUUCGGAGCUAAACCAUGAGCUCGAGGACGCUCACUUGGCCGCGGACUGCUAAGUCCCCUUUCCUCCAGCGCCAUGCGGUGCUUGGUAGAUAUGAGGGGGGUUCCUCGUCCGCAUUCCCUCCCCUCCCUCGUCGUCGCUGUUUCUCGUCCGUGUGCGGUCGCCGAGUCCAGCAGAGCGCCGAGUUUUCUUCUAGUAGUCAGAGCUACAAUCGCCUUGGUCAUAGAGCCAAGGAAAAGUUGCUUGAUCGGGAAUUCUUCCUCAGCUUGCUCAAUUCCGCAUCUACGAAACGCGAGGCCAAGUCCUAUCUAGCUCGCCUGAAAGCUCAACACCAACCAGAGUCGCCCAAGAAACCGUCCAACAAUGAGAUUGAAUGCACCUUGGCCAAAUCAUUACCACCAGGCGUGAACCUGGGAUCUUUUUAUGGCGCCUCGAGAUCCGUCUACGAUAGUCCCGUAUUCAGACAAGAUACCACCCCGACUCCCAUUCGUCAGCAUCUACCUGAGCGACUACAUCUGGCUCUGAUCAAAAUCAAAACACCGCAGCUUCUGGAUGACUCGACCCUAAAUGGGGUGGCUAAAACUUUAUCCCAGCUUAACCGACUGGGUAUGGCUUGCUGUGUGGUGGUUGAUCCCGGGUCAGACGGUAGCGCCAAUGCUUUGCGGAAGAUAGCUGCUGAACAGGCAGACCGUAUUUCCACGGCAAUUGACGCCCAGCCAGACUCAAAAUCUGCUCAUCUAGACUCCAUAUUAUCGAUCUCCCCGAGAACCCCAGACACGCCCACGGUUUCCUCGCGCAAGCUCCUCCUAGGACCAUUGCGGGAUGGCCAAAUCAUCGUCAUUGCCCCGAUUGCCUACACAGAAGAUACACCAAAGGCGGUGAUUAUGCCUGUCAACGACGCGAUUCUCUCCUUGACAAAGGAGCUUGCGGGUCUAGCGGUAACACCGGAUCCAGAUGAAGACCCUAUGGUCACAGCGAAGACGAUUAGCCACCUACAGAAGGAGGUUUCAUUAGAUCGUGUCAUCAUAUUGGAUCCACUGGGGGGCAUGCCCUCGUUUGGUGGUCCACAGAACACGCAUGUUUUCAUCAAUAUGAACCAGGAAUUCGAAAAUAUCGAGAGUGAAUUACUCAAAGUGCGGCAAUCGGCUGAAGCAGACAUCCGGUCCGCGGAUCAACCUGCAUAUCCCAUUGCAGACAGCAACCUGUUCUCCAAGUUUGCAGGCUCGGAGAUCGCACCAGUACCUUCUGGAGAUUCUCGCGUCUCUCUACCGUACAAGGUGGAGAAAAGUGCCAUUGACGGCCACCUGGACAACCUACGGUUAUCUCAGCAGACCCUGGCCAUGCUCCCUUCGGCAUCGUCCGGUAUAAUCACUUCUCCGCUGGAAGUUGCCAACUCAGCACGUUCUCCUGCAGCCACUCCCUCUGACUUGUCAGCAGUGGGUACCCGACGACAGAGGAAUCCCCUCAUUCACAACCUGCUGACAGAUAAACCCCUGCUCUCUUCGUCUCUACCCGUAAGCAGGCGAAAAGCUAUGAAUGGGGGACGCGGCACUAUCAACAUGCCUACCCCCCAUACGACAUUUGUCAAGCGAGGCAUGCCCCUCACUUUAGUACCGGACCCGCGGGUUCAGGUAUGGACGGCCCAAACCCGUCCGAAGCUGAGCCUCGAAGACCCCUGCAUUGAUCUUCCACGUUUAGUCCACCUCAUCGAAGAUUCAUUCAAUCGUAAACUUGACGUCAAGGACUAUCUGAACCGGGUCAACGGUCGACUCGCUGGGCUGAUUAUUGCCGGAGAGUACGAAGGUGGUGCCAUUUUGACCUGGGAACUACCUCCGGGCGUCGAGGAUGAUGGCAGCGAGGCCAGUGCGGCGAGAAUGGUACCCUACCUCGAUAAAUUCGCCGUCCUCAAGCGCAGCCAGGGUGCAGGAGGUGUUGCCGACAUUGUGUUUAAUGCGAUGGUGCGCACAUGCUUUCCUAACGGGGUAUGCUGGCGUAGUCGCAAGGAUAACCCGGUGAACAAGUGGUACUUUGAGCGGUCCCUGGGGACCUGGAAGCUAGACGAUACCAAUUGGACGAUGUUUUGGACGACUCCAGAUUUGACCGAGGAUCCCCAGAGGUUCCGCGAUUACCAAGGGGUGUGUCGUGGCAUCCAGCCCAGCUGGGCGAACGACACAGGUGUUGUCGAUUGAUUGAUUUACGAGGGUACAUAUCAGUCCAAUAUAUAUCAAAGAUAAAAAAUUUCGAAUAUAGAUAUCAUCCAUGGAUAUCCUCCUGGAAAGGGCCAUCUGGAAGUUGAUUAUUCAAACACACCCGCUAAUACUUGUCCCCCCGAGGUUUAUUUUUUUUUUUUUACCUGAGGAGCUGAUAUCAUUUCCUGCUGAUAUAUGGACCCUUUCAUGUAUACUGUAAAUUACCCCUAGAUUAGUGAGAAGGGUUGUUUACUUACACAGUUCAAGGCCAUGCUUGCAGAGAUUAUAGACUCUGAAUGGACACUCGAUUCUGUCACUAGAAUCAUAUUUGCAAGAUUCCUGACUGCUACUAAUUAAAAUGUAU